Molecule: messenger RNA, 362 nt
Organism: Ambispora leptoticha
Lineage: Eukaryota; Fungi; Glomeromycota; Glomeromycetes; Archaeosporales; Ambisporaceae
Source: the annotation of a GenBank genome assembly
AUGUCAAUUCAUCCGAAUUACCCAAAUUUUCAAAAGAAUUCUUUAAACCAAGAUAUUACCCCGCCUAUAUACAGCUUAAAUCAACCAAAGUUAAAAAAGCCCGUUCCAAUGUUAAUGCCAAUGAAACCAAAAAUCGCAGCAAGUCCUAAAAAAUUGGAAAAUCCUACACUUUAUAUGAAAUCUGAAGAACAGAAAAAUACGAAUAUGCAGUUUUCAGUUAUUAAUCAAUUGAAAUUGCAAGCAGCGGCUAAAGAUGCGCUAAAUGCAGUGUAUAUCUCUAAAAAUAUGGUAAAUGAAGCUGAGUUGCAAUGGAAAAUCAAGGACUAUAAUGUAAACUCUAACUUUUAUACCGAAAUAAUGCA